Messenger RNA from Penicillium concentricum, 207 nucleotides. RefSeq lists its product as uncharacterized. Lineage: Eukaryota; Fungi; Ascomycota; Eurotiomycetes; Eurotiales; Aspergillaceae. The record is from RefSeq and is a predicted model, not a curated record. The transcript has a single exon. Bases 1 to 207 code for a protein of 68 amino acids.
AUGGGGAGUUGGGUUGCACUUUCCAAACUCUUCACCUCCCGCUACGAGGAGCUCGGUAACGCUGCGGCAUACCCAGACCUGAUAACACCGGGAACCUCGGCUUGCAGCGUAGUCGAUUAUCCUUUAGAAGCUCAAGAGAGCUCUGAGCGACUCUCCAAUGAUCUUUACUCCACUUUUACAAUCCACUCUACGAUAUCCAAGUCUUGA